Molecule: messenger RNA, 3834 nt
Organism: Ctenopharyngodon idella (grass carp)
Lineage: Eukaryota; Metazoa; Chordata; Actinopteri; Cypriniformes; Xenocyprididae
Gene: gnal
Product: guanine nucleotide binding protein (G protein), alpha activating activity polypeptide, olfactory type
Exons: 12
Coding region: 330-1469 (379 amino acids)
Biological process (GO): adenylate cyclase-modulating G protein-coupled receptor signaling pathway
Cellular component (GO): heterotrimeric G-protein complex
Molecular function (GO): GTPase activity; GTP binding; G-protein beta/gamma-subunit complex binding
Source: RefSeq, a predicted model, not a curated record
GAGAGGCAGUGCUGAGUUAAAGACACAAACACAGACACAUUACAGCAAAAUAGCGAGAGAGAGAGAGAGAGAGAGAGAGAGAGAUGAUCUGAGCUUCAGUCGCUUCAUGUCUGAUUUUCAUACAUUGAUCAUGAAUAUAUCGAGGAGAUCCGACUGAAUCUGUCGCUCGGGUGUGUGAAGAGGUCAAAGCGAAACCUUUUUUUUUUUCCGUGGCGGACGGAUUUCUCGCCCUAUUUAUCAGCCUGAUAAAUUUUAAAUAAUCAUUAUAGGAGAUAUUUGAGAUAUAAUUAUUAUUUAUUGUGUGUUUGAGGAGUAAGAGGCUUUUGAACAUGGGAUGUUUGGGCAACAGCAAGACAGAAGAUCAGCGCAUCGACGAGAAGGCGCAACGAGAGGCGAAUAAAAAGAUCGAGAAACAGUUACAGAAAGAGAGACAGGCGUAUAAAGCCACACAUCGCCUGCUCUUAUUAGGCGCUGGGGAAUCCGGGAAGAGCACUAUAGUCAAGCAGAUGCGGAUCCUGCACGUCAACGGCUUUAACGCAGAAGAAAAGAAGCAAAAAAUCUUGGAUAUCCGGAAAAAUGUUAAGGACGCCAUUGUGACGAUAAUAUCUGCUAUGAGCACCUUAACACCCCCUGUGUCAAUCGCCAACCCGUCCAAUCAGCCUAGAGCAGAGUACAUAAAAAGUAUAGCUCCACUCUCAGACUUUGACUACACAGAGGAGUUUUUUGAGCAUGCAAAGCAUCUGUGGGAUGAUGAGGGGGUGAAGGCCUGUUUCGAGCGCUCAAACGAGUAUCAGCUCAUCGACUGUGCACAGUACUUCCUGGACAGAAUUGAGUCUGUACGACAGAGCGACUACACACCGACAGACCAGGAUUUGCUGAGGUGCCGUGUUUUGACUUCAGGGAUUUUUGAAACUCGAUUUCAAGUAGACAAAGUCAACUUUCAUAUGUUUGAUGUGGGUGGUCAGAGAGAUGAAAGGAGGAAAUGGAUUCAGUGCUUUAAUGAUGUGACCGCCAUCAUCUUCGUGGCAGCCAGUAGCAGUUACAACAUGGUCAUAAGGGAAGACAACAGCACCAACCGGUUGCGCGAGUCUCUUGAUCUGUUCCGCAGCAUCUGGACUAACAGGUUUUUAAGGACCAUUUCAGUGAUCUUGUUCCUCAACAAACAGGAUAUGCUGGCAGAAAAGAUCCUGGCAGGAAAAUCCAAACUUGAAGAUUAUUUCCCAGAGUAUGCUCGCUACACACUUCCUCCUGAAGCAACCCCUGACCCAGGAGAAGAUCCGAAAGUGUCCAGGGCAAAGUUUUUUAUCCGAGAUGAAUUUUUGAAAAUCAGCACAGCGAGUGGCACAGACAAACACUACUGCUAUCCUCACUUCACCUGUGCCGUGGACACGGAAAACAUCCGCCGUGUAUUCAAUGACUGUCGUGACAUUAUUCAGAGGAUGCACCUGCGCCAGUAUGAACUCUUGUGAUUGGCUACCUGGAUCGGUUGCUCCUCCAAUCAACACUUUUCCAGUCCCACAUCACAUGGGCUGAACUACUGAAGAGUGACAAUGUUGUAAUGUUUUUUUUUUUCCCCCUUUUCUGCAUUUCACUUGUUUGCUUUCUUUUUUUUUUAAUUUAUUUUAGUCUAUAUAUGAGAUCUGAAGUGAGAGAGGGAUGAAUGAUAUGAAUGUGUGUGUGUAUAAGAUAAAAUUAGUACUAGUUUGUGUCACUCCCAGGUCAUUCCUUUCUUUAUAUUUUAUUUUGUUUUUCAACAUUGGCUGGCUUUAGAUAAGGUUAGAUUAGAUGUGGUUAGACCAGCUGAUGUAAUGGAAACUUGGUAACCUGUGACCUGUGUCAGGGUGGUCUGACCUUUGACCUUUCCCCUCCAUCUAAUGAAGGGGAUAUUGGAGUACUUGACAUAGGAGUGAAGGGGUACAUGAAGGGUUUAAUUUUGCAGGAGGCAAAAUUCACAAUGUAGCACCUCUAUAUUUAUCCUUUUUUUCCCCACCUUUUUUAGUUUAGUUUCAUUUUUAAUUGCCUUUUUUUUUCUGCAAAGUGUGCAGAAAGGACUUCAGGGCUAGAUAGGAGUUUGUAACCAAUUACAGAGCACAGAGCGUAGUAUAGGAGCAGGGGCCUGUGGAAUUUGCAUUUUUGCAGCAGCAGGCGUCCAUCUUGGGAGAACCGCCACUGGCCAACAGAUGCCUCCUUUACUAUGGGCAGUCCCCAUUUGGGAGGUAGUCCUAAAUAUAGAUGAAAAGAAAAACACAAUAUAUUUUUAGGGGGUUUGUUUUGUUAAUCCUAAAAAUGUGCAAGGUCGCUCAAUCUUGUACAGGACUGCAAAAUGUUAUUUUGUAUAACUUCAACAAGAAAGACAAAACUUUGACUUGUAGAAGCUCUUUGUGCCUUUGAAUAUGGCUGUACCUGUAAAUGAGGAUGAAGUAUGUGUGAUUGGACAGCGCUGUACAGCUUGAUGUCAAAUAUUACAUGCAGCACAGCGUGCUGAUGGGAAAUCUGUAGACUGAGUUUUUUCUGGUUUAUAAAGCUACUUAAUGUCUUUUACUAUAUAAUGAAGAAAAAUUAGGCAAAAAAAUAUUGUAUACAAUAUGCAAAAUUAACCACUUUGUUCAGAAACUGCAAAUACAAUAUGUCUUAAAAUUAUUUCUUUGAAUUUCUGUUUUCGUCAAACGGAGUCAGCUUUAAAACGUUGGAAAUCUUUUCAAAUUUCCAAAAUUUUGUCCUACUGUUGUUUCAGGUAGGGCACAUUUUUAGAAGCCGCGUAUAUGCAGACUGUACGCAGGGUCGUGCCGAUGAAAGCGUGUAGAUAUGUGUGAUUGCAUGCGUGUGCGCAUACGCAUGCAGAUACUAUACCACAUUGUACUGUAAAUCUGCGCUCUAUGUGUACAUAUACAUUUAUAAAAAAAAGUGAAAACAUAUAUUCUAUAAAUAUAUAUGUACAAUUAUUCAUAAUAAUAUGUGUGCCUAUAUGUAUACAUAUUUAUGAAUGUUUAGCGAGGUUGUAUGCAUAGCUAUGCAUAUACAAAUGCAUAAUAUAGAAAGAAUGAGGAAGUAAGACUAGCGAUGUCUUACUGGCCACCCUGAGCGCAUGCUGACUGCGCUGGCAUUGUGAAUGUGAGCACUGAUAGUAUAAACCUCACAGCUUGAGUGGGUCCAUACGGUCUCUCUCACUCACCAGUGGGGCAGUUAUCAUAAGUUAAAUUAAUAGUGCACCCCAAAAUGUUUAUAUUUUUCAUCAUUUGUAGAUCAAAUGUACAGAAAUAACUGCAUGAAAAAUCAUCAAAAAUUUCAUUUGUGUAUUCAAAAGAUUAAUAAACAGCAUGCAGAUUCAGAACAACCAGAGGUUGAGUAAAUGAAACUAUUUUAAUUUUUGAGAGAAAUAUUCAAUAUAUUAAACACGAGCGACUGCCUAGAUUCCUCAUAUUUAAAACAUACGCACUUGAGUCCAUGCAAAAUGCCCUACAAAUUUUUAAUUUGAUCCUUGACUGUACUCUUGCGGUUCACUUCUUAACUGGUGAAGUACAGGGACAGUGUGUGACGUAACUUUAGGCUGUGAGUGGCUGUAACACUGGUAGAUAGGCUUUAUUUUCUUUAGUCUCCUCUGCAGCUUUUACAUGUUCAAACUUAUUUCAGAAACUAAAAUUAUGAGUGACAAUAAAGAAAUAUUAAAAAUAAUAAUAAAAAAAUGUGUCUGGCCUUCAAGGAUUAUAAGAUUUCUUUCUUUUUCAUUUCUUAACGAUUAUUUUAAUUACGAGGCACAUUAGAAGACCUUGGUCUGUUUAAAAUGGAGAUGUUGGAAGAAAUGUAAUUUUGCAAAUAAAAUACCUCUAAAAGAAA